GUCUGCGCCGGCAGAGCCGAAGACUAACGCCGUGUGGACUUCAAAACACAAAUAAUGUCUUACACAACCUCGCAGGGUUGUUCAGUGCUGAGAUCUAUCUAGAGCAGACCAGAGCGUAACCAUGGAUGAGGAGGACAGCCAGGAUGAGCUGAUCAACAGGAACGUCUCCCACAGAAAAGGAAAAAGACCUGCCAUGUCCAUCAUCUCUGAUGACGAGGACAACUCCGCAGAUGAGGGGGAAUCGGAGGAAGGAGAAACAGGCAGCGAGGAAGAUGAUGACAACCAAGAGGAAGUGCUUGAUGAAGACGAGGAGGAAGAAGAUGAGGAUGAAAGUGAAGAUGAGGACUCUGGUAAAGUGCUGGAAGGAGCUGUAGGGAGUGUUGCUGUGGAUGCAGCGGGUCUGAGCUCAGACGAGGACUCGGAGAAAUGCCCCAUCUGCCUGAACUCAUUCCACGAGCAGCCCGUGGCCACGCCGGAGUCCUGCGAACACUACUUCUGCCUGGACUGCAUCCUGGAGUGGUCAAAUAAUGCCAACUCUUGUCCUGUGGACCGGAUAGUCUUCAAUAACAUUCUCCUGAGAAAGUGCUACGGUGGGAAAGUUCAGAAAACAAUUGCAGUGAAGAAGCCUGUAAAACCUGUGGAGGAGCAGGUGGAUGUGGACUUGGAUCAGACCAGCUGUGAGGUUUGCGGGGGUCGAGACCGUGAAGAUCGUCUCCUACUGUGUGAUGGAUGUGAUGCUGGGUACCACAUGGAAUGCCUCACACCACCGCUGGACGCUGUACCUGUAGAGGAAUGGUUCUGCCCAGAGUGCAUCGCCAACAACCGCACAUCAGGUCCUGAACAAAUCAGUGAGGACGAGAGCAGCUCUCUCCCCACCACCAGCCGUCCCCGGUCCAGACCCACUCGCGCUAUCGCACGCACCCAGCACAGCGAACGUGUUCGGGCCAAUGUCAACAGACGGCGCAUCACACAGGCACGCACUGAAGCGCAGCUCGCUCCCAGAUAUAUGAUGCAGUCCACGUGGUUGGAUGAGACCAUCAAUGCUGUAGUGGCCGGACUCAACACGGCCGUUUAUGUGCGAGACUUGACCCCUCGCUCCAAAUCCCGCCGGAGGAGAAAGACUGUUAAAAGAAGGAAAACCAAAAGCAAAUCCUCAGCAACGUCAGGGGGUAAAACAAAAAUGGGAGUCAAGAGACGGAAACGCAAAGUGAGGAGGUCAAAAUCGAGAAGAAAACUGGUCCUAAAGAAGGGAACCAAUUCCCGAGGUCGUAUUGCACGGAGUUUAGGCAUUAAGAAGCCCAAGUCUGGCUCCAUGAUUCCUUCAGUUUAUCGGCCUUCAGAGUACAGUUUAGGAAGUAUGCGUGCAGAAAUCGGAGCAGCCUCCCUCUCAGUGUAUGGAGAUCCCUUUGACCUGGACCCCUUUGAUGAUAGGGAGGAUGAGAUUCAAGUUCCGACGCCAUCCUCUGUUCUGGAUGCUAAACGCCGUGGCCUCUCCCGUUCUGCCUUGCGAUCCCAUCAGCCUGUGGCCAGACCCAUAUCUGCCGGACUCUCCAGGCGAGGUGUGAGUGUCCCACAGGUGGCAGAUGUUGCAGAGGAAGCCCCUGUAUCAGAUCUGCUGGGAAGCAUCCUCAGUGGUCAAAGCAUGCUCCUCAUGGACAGUUCAGAUGUGGUCAUCAACAGAGACGGUUCUCUCAAAGCAACCAAACCCGUGUCUCUGUCCGUGCCAAGAAACACUACCCCUAGAGGUUCAAGCUCAGGGGAAACAGGAGACACUCCAAUUUCAGAAGAAAGUCUCAUUCAACCCUCUGGAGGGGCUGGUCCUUCUUUCAGCCCAUUGAGGAGGUCCCCACCAGCACACAGUUCUCCUGGGUCCUCUUCCACACCACAGAAUCCCACAUCUCCACCCAUACACUCCCCUCAUCUUCCUCACUCUCACCCUUCUCCCUUGGGAAAUCCCCUAUUGCAUCCGGGAGCUCCUCAUAGGCCUGUCACCCUAAACCCACCUAGACCUGGGAAUAGCCACUUGAGCACCAAUGGGAUUAGAAGUCAACCCCUCUCAAGUAUGCCAAAUGGCCCUUCUAACUCUCCCCAUCAAGUCAAGGAUGGUCCUGUCCGACAACCACCUGUCAAAAAGCCCCCUCCUAAGCCUGUAUGGGUGGAUGUUUCUGUAUUGCCAAGAAUACCAAAAAUUAAAAAGGACAGUACCUCCUGUGCAAAUAGUAACAGUGGCAGCAGUAGCAGUACUUUGCCUGGGUCUUCAGCGAACAGCUUAGCAGGCAAUACAGGUAGGGAACGUACCAUUGACCAACAAGGUACAGGUGCGAGUCAGCAAAACAGGACGGUGGAUGCUCAGAGGCAAAGAGCAGACAGAACUGGUGCUUCAUCAUCAUUUUCUAGCUCUUUCACCUCUACUUCAUCAUCUUUUAGUGCCUCUUCAAACUCACGCCCCUCCUCUUCUUCCGUCAGUUUCCGCAUAAACGCUAGCGGAAACCCCUGGCAAGCUCGGCGACUUCCUGCAUCAGGAGGGACUCUGCCUGGAGGUGAUGAGGAAUCAAUAAAGAGGAAUAAUAAAAGUAAACAGAUGCUGUUGUCUUUAAAAGCAAAAGCCAAAGAGGAGAAGAGUGAGGUCUAUGAUCCCUUUAACCCUACAGGGUCUGAUUCCUCUGAUAAUGAACCAGAAAAGGAGGGUCCUGAUGUUGGCGUCCAAAAUACUGGACCUCGGGUGCCAAUUGGAGCCUGCCAUCCAAUCAAAUCUGAGCCUCUGGAUCUACACUCUGAUACAGAGAGAGGCUUGGAAAUGUGUGAAGAAGUUAAAAUGGAGCCAGAAUCUAUGUGGGACAGACCGUGCAAAGAAUCUCCACAUCAUUCAGACACAAUGCAUAGUCCAUCUCCCUCAGGAGGUCCUGCUUUGGAUUCAACUAGAUGCGAAGCAGGCAUGGUUACUGGAAGUGGUGGAACUCCAGGUAGCCCUUUUCAGAAAACUGAAGAGCACUCCAGUUCAAGCUCGUCAUGCAGUGAAAAAAAUGUUGAGGUGAAGUCUGAACCUGUGACUGGACCUCCACCCAUCAGGCCCCAAUCAAAGUCACUAGAAGAGUCUCUAGCCAAUCUACAACAAGCUUAUAAAGGAAAUGGGGUGUGUAAAGAGCUGCCUUCAGUCAGUGGUGCUUUUAAUUCUUCUAAAACAGCUAAGGACAAGGAGGAAAGACCUCAGAAGUCCCAGUCCAAGGAUAGGAAGCGGCCACCAUCAAACUCGCAAAGCUUUUCAUCUAAAGACUCCCAUAAAAAGAAACACUCAAAGUUAAAAGAAAAGAGGAGGUCACGCUCAAAGUCAAGGGAUCGGCGGAGAUCCCGUUCGAAAGAGAGGCAGCAUUCCCACUCACGAUCGAAAGAGAGGCAACGUCCGCGAUCAAGAGACCGGAGGUGUUCCUCGAGUUCCAGUAGUAGAGAAAGAAAGACGAGUGGGAGAAGAGCGAGUCGUGAGAGGAAUGACAGCCGAGGGAGAGAAAGACAUAGGAAGCGGUCUAAAGAAAGAAGGCACUCCCGAUCUCAUUCAUUUUCUAGAUCAAGGUCCAGAGAAAGGAGGAGAACAUCAAAGGAUCAGGGUGAGACUAGGCUAAAGAGGCAGAAGUCAAAAUCAACAUCUAGGGAGCGUAAACGGAGGGAGGAUCGAUCCGAGAUCUCUCGGCGUACAGAAAGGAGCUCCCAUAAGUCUACAGAGCCCAUGUCCACUGAAUUACGUGAGCCUGCUCUUAGUGCAAACAAGAUUACAACUCCUGUGAAGACCGAGAGAGAUGCGAGAACACAUGAGUGUGAGACAACUGUUGCAUUACCAUCAGUUAAAGUUGAGAUCACGGCUCAUGGACUUGGGUCAUCAAGACAUGAUGACCUGACCAGAACACUUCAAGAAAGCAAGGAUGAUGUUUCACUUGAGCUGCUUAAGCCUAAUGAAAUUAAAGAGGAGGAACCUUGGCCCACUGGUUCUGUCAAGGAGUUGAAAGACAUCAAAAAGGAGGAGGAAUUCUGUCUCAACUUGUGUGGAGAAUUAGAUGGCGUUAAAGAGAUGGAGAAAGAAGAGGUGGCAUCUUUAGACAUCUUCAGCACGGAAUCACCAAAUGUUAAUGAAAUUAAAUCAGGCAGUGCUGAUUUAGAGAAGAGCCAUGCUAGCUUACAGGAUGAGAUGAAAGGGCAAGAAAUAGUUGUUGAACCAAAAAUGAUAAAAAUUGAAAAAAUAUGGCUUGAUGAAGAUGAUUCACCAAGCUGCAGUGACAACACUCUUGUCAUCAAUUUGGAUAUGGCUGACAUAGAUGCAGUGAACUGUAAAAAGGAACCCACUGAGUCUUAUCAUUCGCCACUUUUGGAGGAGGACAUGGAGAUGUCACCUCUUCAGCCGCCAGACCUGCCAAUAAAACAAGAACCUGUUGUUUCCUCCGAUGAAGAUAUCAGUGUUGAUUACUUGAUUGAUAAUUUAGACUUCAUUAAGAAGGAAAUGAGUGAGAGCUCUGUGGCCGACUCAACAGAAGCUGUCGAUCCAAAGUCUGCCAUGCCAGAGGCUCCAGCAGAGAAUAAACAAACUACCGAAGCAGUUACACCUGGUGCAAAAUCUAAAUCGCAGGGAAAACGAGUUACCUGGAAUUUGCAGGAACCAGCAGAACCCCAGUCUGAGAAAUUAAGCAAACUUGCACUCUUCAAAUUAAAACUCAAGCAAGAAGGGUCACGAAGGUCUGCUACAACCCCACAAAAUCAGGAUAAAGCUUCCUCUCAGGCUGAACCAAAAUGCAUGGCAUCGGUCUCCAGCCUGCCUCCCCAAGAUGAAUCCAUCAAACCAAAAUCCCACAAAGAAGUUUUACACGACCCUAAUCAGACAGAGAAGUACAUGAUGAAACUUCAUAUGCAAGAGCGAGCAAUAGAGGAGGUCAAAUUGGCCAUAAAACCCUUCUACCAGAAAAGAGACAUCACGAAGGAAGAGUACAAAGAGAUUUUGCGCAAAGCCGUUCAGAAGGUAAUUGCGUGACGUCAGAUGUUUUCUUUUGCGGUUGUUUUUCCAUAUCCACUUCCUUGUA
Messenger RNA from Sinocyclocheilus grahami, 5060 nucleotides. Its product is annotated as PHD and RING finger domain-containing protein 1. Bases 122 to 5011 code for a protein of 1629 amino acids. The transcript is spliced from 17 exons. The record is from RefSeq and is a predicted model, not a curated record. Lineage: Eukaryota; Metazoa; Chordata; Actinopteri; Cypriniformes; Cyprinidae.